Messenger RNA from Halichondria panicea, 2312 nucleotides. RefSeq names its product DNA repair protein complementing XP-C cells homolog. Lineage: Eukaryota; Metazoa; Porifera; Demospongiae; Suberitida; Halichondriidae. Gene Ontology annotation, molecular function: damaged DNA binding; single-stranded DNA binding. Gene Ontology annotation, cellular component: nucleus; nucleotide-excision repair factor 2 complex; XPC complex. The coding region runs from base 93 to 2165 and encodes 690 amino acids. Gene Ontology annotation, biological process: mismatch repair; nucleotide-excision repair. The transcript has 13 exons. The record is from RefSeq and is a predicted model, not a curated record.
CAGAUAGUUUAUGCGGCGUUCAUUUGAGAAUGUAUUACUGCGCAUGCGUCAACCCAUGUGGCCAAGCAGCUCUUUGGGAGGAGUGAGAAACUAUGUCCUCUGGCAGUGAAGCUGAAGAUGAUUGGGAAGAUGUGGAACCUGGAGACCCUCUUCAUGGCGACCUCACUGAGGAACAACUUUUACUGUUGGCAAAGAGUCAUGGCUCUUGUGGUCAGCCCUCAACCAGCAGUGGUAUUGAAUUCACUCUAGACAAAAAUGCCUUAAAGAAAAAGCGUAAAGAGAAGAGUGAAUUUGAAAGAGCGUUUGAAGCGUUUCAGAAAGAGCUUCUUCACAACGUUCACAAGACACACCUUCUCUGUCUUGUCUCACGUGGCAUUCAUCAGACCAAGCUUUGCGACCACUCCCCCUCACUGCAAGCCAUUCUCUUAUCACUCAUUGCGAAUCAGAGAAGUCUAUACAGAGACGACCCAAGUCGCUAUGAUCGUGAUCUAUUACUGAAACUAUUAAAAUGGUUUGUUGCGCAGAAAAAAGAUUUCCAAAAAAUUGUUUCCGAUUUUGACACUAGAUUUAGAGACUUAUCAGUAACUUUGUUGCUGGUAGCUCUGUUGAGAGUAUUAGGACUUGAAACCAGAUUGGUCAUGGUGCUAAAUCCUCUCUCGUACAAGCCAAUGUCGACUAGUAAGAAGAAGAAUUAUACUUUAAAAAAGAGUAGUCCCAAUGAAACGGUUAAGGAGGAGAACGUUGCAAUGAAUACUGUAAGUGCAGUGCUCAAAGGCUCCUCCAGUAAAAGAAUAAAGAAUACCACUAAGAAAUGUACCAAAAAGUUAGGAACCUCAUCAUCGGACAAGAGAAGCAGUACCACUGAAACUGACACGUCUCCUUACUUCAAUAAAUCAAUGAAACACUGUAGCCCACCUCGACUUCGGAAGAGGACACAUUCUAAUCUGAAAUCAUCCAGCGAAUCAUUUCAUUCUGAAAGUGAAAAUGAAGACAAAGAAUUUACAUUCCCAAAGCCUAAGAAAAUGAAAAUAGCUCCUAAAAAAGUAUCACGAAAAAUAACGCAAGUAGAUUCAGAAGUUUUGAGUUCUAAAGUCGUUGAUUAUUCUCGGACAAUAGAAGCUGAAGCUGAUAAUGAUGAUGUAAUGUCCUGGGUGGAGGUGUACGUGUGUGGUGAGGAAAAGUGGGUGUCGGCUCAUAUCCCCUCCUGCUCAGUCGGACAGCCCCACCUUUGUGAGAGGGACUGCCCCCUGCCUUUGAACUAUGUUCUGGCGUUUCAAAGUGGUGGUAAUUUGGAGGGUGUGUGUGUUCGUGAUGUGACCCCACGGUAUGCGUCCGACUGGUGCACUCGUGUCUACAAGCAGAGGCUGGAUCGAGAUUGGUGGGCAGAGUCUCUGCGACCUUUUGAACUUUCUGAAAUUGAAGCAAGAAAGAGAGAGGAUGAGGAUAUAAUUGCCUCACUCCACUCUCAGCCUCUGCCCUCCAGUGUGUCAGACUACAAGAACCACCCGCUGUACGCUCUCAAACGUCACCUAUUAAAAUUUGAAGCCAUUUAUCCCGAGAGUAGCGAAGUACUGGGAUUCUGUCGAGGGGAGGCUGUGUUUGCAAGAAAAAGUGUCUAUACACUGCACACUCGUGAGACUUGGUUGAAGGAGGGUCGGCUGGUGAGAGUGGGGGAGGUGGCCUACAAGUCCGUCAAGGCUCGGCCAAAGAAGGGUCAGCCAGUGCCAGAGAACCAAUUGGCCACGGUUGAUGUGUUCGGCAGUUGGCAGACAGAGAAGUACAUACCACAGCCCAUUGUAGACGGUAAAGUGCCUCGUAAUGAGUAUGGGAAUGUGGAGCUAUUUCUGCCGUCUAUGUUACCACCUGGAGGUGUGCACAUCAAGAUUCAGGGUGUUCAGAAAGUGGCGCGUAAGCUGGGAAUAGACUUUGCACCUGCCAUAAUGGGCUGGGACUUCCACGGUGGAUUUUGUCAUCCCAUCAUUGAGGGCAUCGUGGUUGCCAUGGAGAACGAAGGGGUCAUUCUGGAAGGCUGGGAACAAGAGGAGCAGAUCAGAAUGGAGAAGGCUAACAAGAAGAGAGAAAAGAGAGUGGUGGGCAGCUGGCGGAGGGUAACCAAGGCACUACUCAUCAAGGAGAGACUGAGGGCAAAGUACGACUAUUCAUGAACCAUAAUUAUAAUUAUAAACAGAACAGCCUCUAUAAAUUACAGUGCUAUUGUAUACCGUGCUUGCUAUUCAUGGACACAAUCUCAUGCACCCAUGCUUAUUUCAGAGAUAAUGUAUAAGUUCAAGCUCUAUAUACAAGUUUUCUGA